AUGUCUUCAAUUGAGACUAACAUUACUAAAGUCCCGCCACAAAAGCCUUUUCGUCGGAGGCUAUCUUUUAAAACAAAGUCUCUAUCUUCUCCUGAAUCAGAUUCUGCAGUCUCGACGACUUUGGGAAAUGGCUUCAACUCUGUUCGAGGAAGCAUCCGCCGUUUUAGGCGAGUUUCUAAUACUUUAACUGGCGCUUCAAGUACUCCAACCUUGAAUCAAAGUGAUAUUAAUGAUUCCAAUUUGACGCAACAAGAACAAGCACAAACCUCCUCUUCUACAAAUUUGCAAUCUCCAACAUUCUCAAGUUUCCAACGCCUCCAAACACUUGCCUCCAUGGCCCGUGAACAAACUUCACGUUUAAAAGAUAUAGACUUGACUGCCGCAGUUCAAGAAAUGGGUAGCGAAAUAGGGAAAAAAGGUUUCGAAUUAGGAAGUUUAGCAAAGGAAGUUGUUGUUGAACGUUGGAAAAAAAGGAAAGAAGCUGUCAAAUUAACGCGCAUAGAAAAAGACAUCAAUCAAAUCAAGAAUGAUCCAUUUAGGUACUGGUUACCAGCAAUCAUGGUGAGAUGUAUUGAAUUCUUGGACAAGUAUGGUUUAGAGGAAGUUGGCUUAUAUCGAAUACCGGGAAGUAUGUUAACUGUUACACGAAUGAGAAAUAUUUUUAACUCUGGUUCAGAUUUGAAUUUUUCACAAAACGAAGAUCCACAUGCAGUUGCAGCACUUUUGAAGAUGUAUUUGCGAGAAAUACCCGAUCCUAUAUUAACGGACGCUUUAUUACCAGAGUUUAAUGCAUGUGUAGUAAAACACAUGAAUCCCUCACCUACAAUAACUUCGGGAUCUCCCCCGAUUCAUAAUACACCAUAUAUAACAACGAUUCCAGAAGAAUUGCCAAAAGCUCUUUCUAGCAUCGUUUCUUGUUUACCACCCCAUCAUUUUUAUCUUUUAUGGGCCCUUUUUUCACACCUUUCUCGUGUAGAUAAAAAUUGCGGAAUAAAUAAAAUGAAUACUAGUAAUCUUGGAUUAAUUUUUCGUCCUAAUUUAGGAAUAAGUUCAUUGCUAUUUAAAGUGUUUACGGAACAUGUUGAUGUAGUAUUUGGGGUUGGAUGCAAAACAGAAAAUGAAGCACUUGAGGAAGAAAAAAAAGCCAAAGAGGGACAAGCACCUGAAGUAUAUCACAAGACAAAUAUCUCAGGAGAUUUUUCGAAAAGUUUUGAAGAUUUAUUAAAUCACACAGAACACGAAACAGUUUGCCCUUCAGAUGAAAAUAAAAAUGAUUCUGUAAAAAAUUACUUGAUAAAUAAUACGACGACGACGAUCUCUACGAUUAAAGUUGGUUCCCCAACUCUUUCAUCAUCAUCAUCUAUAACAUCUCCUCCAACACCACCACUACUUAAAACAAUGAAGGAUCAACAAAAUAAUGAUAAUAGUAAAGAUACGGAUAAUUCUUUUAGUGAGGACGAUUGUUUACUAAAUAAUCAUAAUAAACUUCAACGUUCAGUAAACAUAAUUGAUGCAAAAAAUACUACUACUUUAUCACCAUCAAAUUCUUCAAAUUCUUCUUUUCGCAUGCGUUCUAGGUCCACAGGGAUAUUGAAUGUGUCAGCAAGAUCAUCGAACUGGGUAUUACAUCAUAAUGGAAUGAGCGGUGAUAAAAGUAGUGCAACGACCGCAUGGGUGAGAAGGAGUGGAAGAAGACCAAGUUUAGCACCUCCAAGAUUUUAUUCCAAACAACCCAGUGGAGUGGAGGUAGUAACCUAA
This is a messenger RNA of Funneliformis geosporum, 1758 nucleotides long. Lineage: Eukaryota; Fungi; Glomeromycota; Glomeromycetes; Glomerales; Glomeraceae. The record is from the annotation of a GenBank genome assembly.